Coffea eugenioides is the source of this 1941-nucleotide messenger RNA. Its product is annotated as uroporphyrinogen-III C-methyltransferase. Gene Ontology annotation, molecular function: uroporphyrin-III C-methyltransferase activity. The record is from RefSeq and is a predicted model, not a curated record. The transcript is spliced from 5 exons. The coding region runs from base 212 to 1321 and encodes 369 amino acids. Gene Ontology annotation, biological process: siroheme biosynthetic process. Lineage: Eukaryota; Viridiplantae; Streptophyta; Magnoliopsida; Gentianales; Rubiaceae.
CUCAAAAGGAACCUGUCCCUUUUCAAAACCUCAAAAAGCUGCUAAAAACCUGCCUUCUCAGCAUCCAAAAAGCUCAAAAUGUUGACUCCUAUUCAACCCCUAACUCCAUAUAAACAUGCAUAAAGUGGAAACUGGAAAACCCAGAGAGAGAGCAUUUCAAGAUUGGGUUUAGAUACCCAUUUUUGCUUUUUUUUUUGGUUCAAUAACAGUUAUGGCCCUAGUGAGUAGGCUUCCAUCUCUUUCCUCUUCAAGAACCCAUUUGCGAAAACCCAAAAUUUCUUCCGUUAAUCCAGUUUCUUACAUACAAUGCUGCACUUCACCAUUUACUGAAAAGCAUUCAAUUGAGAGGUACCAAAGGGAUAAUUGGUUGUACAAGAACAUUACCAGCACCAAAUUGCAGCAGCAAUCCUCUUUUUGUCCACUCCCAUCUGAUUCCAGCUCCAUCAGGGACUAUGACAUUGCUCUCCAGCUCCCAGAGCUGAAGAAAUUGCUUCAGGUUUUGAAGGAGAAAAGGGAAAAUGAAGUUGGAAUUGGAAAAAGAGGACCCGGGAACGUGUUUUUGGUGGGGACAGGACCAGGGGACCCUGAAUUGUUGACGAUUAAGGCCUUGAGGGUUAUCCAAAGUGCUGAUCUUUUGUUGUAUGAUAGGUUGGUUUCUAAUGACGUUUUGGAUUUGGUUAGCCCUGAUGCUAGACUUCUCUAUGUUGGCAAGACUGCAGGGUACCAUAGCAGAACUCAGGAGGAAAUUCACGAGUUACUUCUAAGUUUUGCUGAAGCCGGGGCAACUGUUGUUAGACUUAAAGGUGGAGAUCCAUUGGUUUUUGGUAGGGGUGGAGAGGAGAUGGAUUUCCUACAGCGACAAGGAAUUGCAGUGAAAAUCAUUCCAGGUAUUACCUCUGCUUCAGGUAUAGCUGCUGAGCUGGGGAUACCUUUGACUCAUCGAGGUGUUGCAAAUAGUGUGAGAUUUCUAACAGGCCAUUCAAAAAAUGGAGGAACAGAUCCUCUAUUUGUAGCGGAGAGUGCAGCUGAUCCUGACUCUACACUGGUUAUUUACAUGGGUUUGUCAACGUUACCUUCCCUUGCCUCAAAAUUGAUGUGCCAUGGUUUGCCACCUAAUACUCCAGCUGUCGCAGUUGAGCGUGGCACCACUCCCCAACAGCGCACGGUAUUUGCAGAACUGAAGGAUCUUUCAAAGGAGAUUUCUUUGCACCAGCUGGUAUCACCUACUCUAAUUAUGAUUGGCAAGGUUGUCGCGCUCUCGCCGUUAUGGAAACCUUCUACUUUUGGGGAUUUAGCUUUCGCAGAGAAGAAAACAUUUUAAGAUAUCGGAAUAGCAGCAAGUACUCAGUCAAACUGUGGUGCUUAGCUGCCAUUAUCCUGGCACUGGCACACUUGUGAAUGGCUUUGCUGCUCUGUAUUGAUGCUUGGUGCACAUAUUAGGUUACCAAGCAUCUCUCCUUUGUUAUCUUUUAAGAAAUCAGCGAGCAACAUGCCAGUGAUCUAAACGACAUGAUCAACUUGGCAUAAGUUGGAAAGGUGCAGACAAGUUAUUGAGUUGAGGCCAAUUUUCUAUGAGGACCAUACCCCUUUCACAAUAAGCCGGCACCAAGAGUUGAGGAUCUAAAGCGAGAUAACAAAAAUUUUUCCCCGAAGGCGUACGGCAUGUCAUAUUCAGCAUUUCACAUCACAGGGAAAAUCUUUUCUCAUCAUCCUCAUCAUGUCACAUUGAGCAUUUAAAGUCACAGGGAAAAUUGUUUCUCAUCACCCCUUUCAAAUCUUAGUUCAUUGAUGAUAUGUGGAAAGGAUGAUAGGUACGUCCUGGACAUCAAUGUGUUUUAUUUUGCCAAGGAGUCGUUCGUAAUCAGCUUUUGAACUCUUAUGUGUUGCUUCAAACAUGUUUACAUUAUUUGAGCUGCCAAGAGUGGCUUGUUUUGUGGUCCA